AUGCGUAUACCUUCAAUAUUUAUAUAUGACUUUACUUUCGCAAUUCUCAUUUUAGUAAAACAAAACCUUGGAGAAUGUAAUCCUAUUACAAAUUCCAAUUUCAACGAGCACAUCAGGGAAUUUUCUUUGAAGGAAGAUAUUGAUAAUUCUACUCAUGUAAAAACCUUACAUAAAGAAGAUACAACGCGGUAUGCCGAUGCAAGCCCUUUUCGACCUGUUUCUUUUAAGAAUAUACCUGACAGUAAACUCUCGAGUUCCAGUCAUAGCAGAGGACUCGUGAAUAGGGAUCAUCCAGGUUACGCCCCGCAUGAUUACGAGGAGUACCCGCAUAUUGGUUACGAGUAUGACUAUCACGUACCGAAUGUCGACCAUCAUGCUCAUGAUCACGGCUUUGAACACUACGGACAUCACUAUGGACAUGAAGGCCAUCACUAUGUUGGGCAUCACUACAAGCAUUACAAUCAUGCACUGGCGGCUAAAGCAAUUUUAUGGCCGAUCGCAGGAAUUGCACUCCUCGGCGCUGCUGCUGCCUUAGUACAUAAUCCAAUUCUCUUGCAAUUGGGAGUAGCUACCGGUAAACGGAAAAGGAGAGAUACUGAAGAAGUCACAGGCCCUGAUUUAGACUUACAUAUCACUAAGUGGAACAAUGAGCCAACGUCGGAAGAAAAUCGUAGGAUUUUACGUAGUAACAAUAUAAAUAUGCAUAAAAAAAAGUUUCAAAGAAAGAUCUUGAGUAAUACGGUAUUUGAUUAUAAACAGCCUUUGUUUAAGACGAGUCCCACGACGCAUUCCCCUAUUGAAGAUUUCGAAGUAUAUGCACCAAUAAGCAUGGAAGCGGAUGAUAAAUUUGUACCAGUACCGAUAAAACUCAAGCAUAUU
This is a messenger RNA of Brenthis ino (lesser marbled fritillary), 879 nucleotides long. Lineage: Eukaryota; Metazoa; Arthropoda; Insecta; Lepidoptera; Nymphalidae. The record is from the annotation of a GenBank genome assembly.